Molecule: messenger RNA, 3356 nt
Organism: Lampris incognitus (smalleye Pacific opah)
Lineage: Eukaryota; Metazoa; Chordata; Actinopteri; Lampriformes; Lampridae
Gene: usp44
Product: ubiquitin specific peptidase 44
Exons: 6
Coding region: 251-2497 (748 amino acids)
Biological process (GO): protein deubiquitination
Cellular component (GO): cytoplasm
Molecular function (GO): zinc ion binding; cysteine-type deubiquitinase activity
Source: RefSeq, a predicted model, not a curated record
CGAGGACGCGCUCGGCGAGGCACCACGAGACGAGGGCUGACAAGAUGGCGGUCAUUUCGGAGUCAGAUGAGUAGCGCCGAGCCCCGUGAAGGAGAGAUAAAACCAUGCCUUGGGAGAGUCCCAUUUCUCAUCUCGCCAUGAUCAUCAUGGUGAUCUGAAGCCAGAUUGAAACUCUGACAUACAGUACACGCAUAGAGGCAGUCACUCAUUGACAGACACAGCAAGCCAGCGAGGCAGACAGGCGUGUGUAAUGGACAGAUGUAAGCAUGUGGGGCGGCUGCGGCUAGCCCCAGACCACUCCAUCCUCAACCCCCAGAAAUGGCAUUGUGUAGACUGCAACACCACAGAGUCCAUAUGGGCCUGUCUAGGCUGCGCACAUGUGGCAUGCGGACGUUAUAUCGAAGAGCACGCUCUGCAGCACUUCAAACAGCAGCGCCACCCACUGGCUAUGGAGGUUAAUGAACUUUAUGUUUUCUGCUACUUGUGUGACGACUAUGUGCUGAAUGACAAUGCCACCGGCGACCUCAAAUUGCUUCGGAGCACGCUCAGUGCCAUUCAGAGCCAACGUUACGAGGUCACCACGCGUAGUGGGCGCACUCUCCGCUCCGCCAGCACGGCUUCCGAUUCCGUCAUGCCUUCUGGUGCCCGUGAGCUGCAGCUGAGGGACGAGGACCGGAUGUUCACUGCCCUCUGGCACCGCCGCAGAGCACUUAUGAGCCGUGUGUUCCGCUUUUGGUUUGGACUGACGGAGGGAGGAAAGAAGAGGGAGGAGGAGGAGAGAAAGAGGGAAGAGGAAGAAGAGCGUAGAAGGGAGGUGAGGGAGAGACGGCGCAUAUUGAAGAGGCAGUGGCAGGAGGAGCUUGAGAGUGCAGCUCCCAGGAAGAGUCGCCGCUUGCGCAGGCGAAACAAAAAGCCUGCAGACACUGUGGUUGUUAUUCCAUCCCCACGCAGGACUCGCAACAAGGCUAGCAGCUCUUUGACCCCCCCUGUCACCCGCAAACCCAGGACUCAAAGCCUUGCCACUACCACCCCUAAGAAGGUGGGUAGACCCAAAAAGGUGAAACCCAAUCCCAAGACACCUUGCACCCCUUCAUCCAACACCAAAUCCAAACCCCGAGCCUCCUUAGUGCCCACCCAUUCCGCCCCUGCUCCUGUCUCCCGCAAGCAAGGCACUAAACAAGGUGGCUCACCCUUCAAACGACGCCCCACAGUCACUCCCGGAGUGACAGGCCUGAGGAAUUUGGGCAACACAUGUUAUAUGAACUCUAUUCUACAGGUGCUCAGCCACCUACAUGUCUUCAGGGAGUGCUUUUUGCAGCUGGACCUGACCCAGGCACUGGAGCUAUUGGCAUCUGCUGUCCAUGGCCAGUUGGCAGGGAAAGCUUCUUCCCAGUCAACCCUGGCCCAGCGAAAGGGCCUCCAGGUGAGCUCAGGUUCUGGGACAGGAUUGAGUGGUGGGGCCUCACGUGGACGCAACAUGGAGCUGAUUCAGCCCAAAGAACCCAGCUCUAAGCACAUAUCCCUCUGCCAUGAGCUACACACCCUUUUUCAGGUGAUGUGGUCAGGUAAGUGGGCGCUGGUUUCGCCUUUUGCCAUGCUCCACUCAGUAUGGCAGUUGAUCCCAGCGUUCCGGGGCUAUGCGCAGCAGGAUGCUCAGGAAUUCCUUUGUGAACUGUUGGACAAGGUGCAGCAUGAGCUGGAGAGCACUGGCAAGCACACACCCACAGCAAACGUGCCACAGACACAGAAAAGGCUCAUCAAGCAGGUCCUCAAUGUGGUCAACACCAUCUUCCACGGCCAGCUUCUCAGCCAGGUGACAUGCCUGGCCUGUGACUAUCACUCUAAUACCGUGGAGCCUUUCUGGGACCUGUCUCUUGAGUUUCCUGAGCGUUACCAUAGUAACAACAGGGAAUCAGCCGCGCAGGUGUCAUGCCGACUGACGGAGAUGCUGGCUAAGUUCACGGAGACAGAAGCACUGGAGGGGAAUAUUUAUGCAUGCGACCAGUGCAACACUAAGCGGCGGCGGCUCUCCUCCAAGCCAGUCAUCCUGACUGAAGCACAAAAACAGCUAAUGAUCCACAAACUGCCUCAGGUCCUUCGUCUGCACCUCAAACGGUUCAGGUGGUCUGGACGGCACCACCGGGAGAAGAUUGGAGUCCAUGUUAGCUUUGACCAGCUUCUCGACAUGGAGCCCUACUGUUGUCUAGACCCCACCCCUAAAGGGGCAGCCUGUUCCAGCCCCAGCAGCCCCAGCUCUACAGGCUUGCCACGGCCCAAACAUUUCCUCUAUGAGCUCUCUGCUGUUGUGAUGCAUCAUGGGAAGGGCUUUGGCUCUGGCCACUACACUGCUUACUGCUACAACACUGAAGGGGGCUUCUGGGUUCACUGUAAUGACUCUAAGCUGAAUGUGUGUUCUGUGGAGGAGGUGUGCCGUGCCCAGGCCUAUAUUCUCUUUUACACACAACGUGUCACUCAGGACAAAGACAGGCUGCUAUAGGACCAUAAUCUACUAGCCUGCCUCUAGACCACCCAGUGACAUCAGCACAGCCCCAUCAAUCACUCGCUCUCCUCUUUUUAUGGGCAUUUGAUAUCGUGGCGGGAUGGGUCCUUUAUAUUUUCUAGAAAAAGACUUUUUAAAACAUUAUUUUUGUGAACCUGUUGCAUAUGGUGUUGAUAUGUUGGUGUUUUUUAAAUCAGUAAAAUUAAAAUCGUAUUUGUUUAGAUAAUGUACAGCUGUAUUUUAUAAAGAGAGUAUCAGCAAGGUGUGUCUCAGUAACAGCCAACAGACUUUGGCUAGGUGUGACUAUGUACAAGUACACUGAUGAGCCAAAAACAUUAUGACCACUUGCCUAAUAUGCUGUUGGUCCUCAUGUGCUGCCAAAACAGCGUUGACCCGCUGAGGCAUGGACUCUGUAAGACCCCUGAAGGUGUCCCGUGGUAUAUGGCACCAAAACGAUAGCAGCAGAUCCUUCAAGCCCUGUAAGUUACGAAGUGAAGCUGCUGUGGAUCGGAGUUGUCGGUCCAGCACAUCCCACAGAUCCUCAAUCGGACUGAGAUCUGGAGAAUUUGGAGGCCAGGGCAACACCUUGAACACCUUCAUCGUAUGUUCCUCAAACCGUUGAACAGUGUGUGCAGGGUGACAGGGUACAUUAUCCUGCUGAAAGAGGCCACUGUCAUCAGGGAAUACCAUUGCCAUGAAGGGGUGUACCUGGUCUGCCACAAAGUUUAGGCAGGUGGCACGUAUCAAAUUGACGUCCACACAAAUGGCCAGACCUUGGGUUACCCAGCAGAACAUUGCCCAGAGCAUCGCACUCCCUCCACCGACUUGUCGUCUUCCAACAGUGCAUCCUAGUGCC